Selaginella moellendorffii is the source of this 1011-nucleotide messenger RNA. Its product is annotated as cell division control protein 2 homolog 3. The record is from RefSeq and is a predicted model, not a curated record. NCBI's taxonomy places the organism in Eukaryota, Viridiplantae, Streptophyta, Lycopodiopsida, Selaginellales, Selaginellaceae. Gene Ontology annotation, cellular component: nucleus; cytoplasm. Gene Ontology annotation, biological process: protein phosphorylation; mitotic DNA damage checkpoint signaling. The coding region runs from base 1 to 1011 and encodes 336 amino acids. The transcript has a single exon. Gene Ontology annotation, molecular function: protein serine/threonine kinase activity; ATP binding.
AUGGCAGACUAUGUGUGGGCGAGUGACGCGCGGUUGCUAGGCGCUGGAGCGGACGGAGAGGUAAGGGUUGGGUUCCACCGAAAGACCGGAGACAAAGUAGCCAUGAAGAAGAUGUACGAGCACGAGUACCUUUACGAUACCAUCAUCAACGAGUCGGAGAUCCUGGAAGAGGUAGCGCACGACAACGUUGUCAAUCUUCUUGGGUUGACCUGCAACAACCAGGGGACGUUCAUGGUGAUGGAGCUCAUGGACGGGAGUUUGCGCGAUGUGGUCUCGUCACGCAAGCUUGGGGAGCACGACAUCAAGGCCGUGAUGCGCCAGAUCCUGGAGGGCCUGGCGUGGAUUCACGCGCACAGAAUCGUUCAUCAAGACAUCAAGACGAGCAACGUUCUCGUCAAAAGGGAUGGAGAGAAGAAUAAGCUUGUGGUGAAACUGGCGGACUUCACUACCGCGAGGAGGCUGCAGACACGCCCCUGGUCGAACGAGGUCGGGACCCUAACGUUCAACGCUCCGGAGCUUCUCAAGGGUGCCACCAGCUUUGGCACCGCAAUCGACGUGUGGGGCGCCGGGUGUAUAUUCGCGGAGAUGCUCCUGGGUAGCAAUCCCUUUGACGUGCCCGACGAGGAGGAUGGAGACUCGCUCAACUAUUUUGUGGCUGAUUUUGCCAAGAAGCUGGACAUCGAUGGCUGUGGCAUGGGCUAUCAAGACAGGCGCCGAGAACGAGCACGCGAGAGGAUCUUGGAGAAGAUGGCGUGGUGGAAAGCUGAGGACGUGAGAAGCGGAAUUAAAGACCCCAAUGCCGUGGAGCUGCUCAAGAGGAUGCUGGCGAUUGAUCCGGCGAGGAGGAUCUCGGCACAAAACGCCUUGAAGAUGCCUUAUUUCCAAGAGAAGGCCGAUGACACAUUUGUGGAAGCCAGGCGAGUGCUUCCGACAAUGGCGACUGCGAGUGCAAAUUUAAGGCCAGCUUGGCUUAAAAUCAACAACGCAGCCCCAUCAAUAGCUACAAUGUAA